GUUAUGGUCUGUACUACAGUACUACCCAUUAGUAAUAGUUAUGGUCUGUACUACAGUACCCCCACUUCAGGGGGUCUUUUCAUCUUGCUUGUGUUAGCACCAUUGAUUGAGUUAAUGCGGAGAACCUUAGCAAACUUCACAUCCAGAAAUCCCACCUUUCUCCAACUCACCAUGUGCUGUACUCAGCCUCAUCACAUCCCAUCCUCUCACCAUUGAGCUAACUGAUAGGAGAGAACCCACCCAGCCAACCAGAUCCAUGUCUUCCAUUGCAAAGCAGACAAAAAGGAAAGACAAGCUGUUGUUUCAUACCUGUUGAGUUGAUGUAAUUUAUUCUGACUGGGUUUGACUCAAUGAAAGGAGUUUGUGUGUUCAUUGAUGGAUGUUAAGUUUGUAUGAAUGCCUUAAUGAUCCCUCUGCAGCUUAAACUCCUGCCAACCUCUGCUCUCCACCCCUACACUCCUAUUCCCUGCACCCUAAACCCCUAUCCCCACCACCCUACACCCCUCCACUCCUAUUCCCUGCACCCUAAACCCUUCAACUACACCCCUAUCCCCACCACCCUACACCCCUCCACUCCUAUUCCCUGCACCCUAAACCCCUAUCCCCACCACCCUACACUCCAGUCUCAUUAGCCAAGGGGAAUGAGCUGUAGAGAGGAUCCGGAUUUACCUCAGGAGUGCUUGUUUUUGUUUGAAUUGAAAACACUCAAUAUGCUGUAGUCUGUUGUAGAAGGGUGAAUGAUUAACACACACUUUCUCCUCCAAUCCUCACGCUCUCUCCGUCCGUCCUACGCUUCACAUUCUCUCCGUCCACUCUUCAGGGAAGAUGGUGAAAAAAGUCUGCCCCUGCAACCAACUCUGUAGGACCAGCAGCACCAACACAGUGAGUGGUCCAGGAGGCCAGGGUCCAGGAGGCCAGGGUCCAGGACCAGGGGGUCAGAACCAGGGCCAGCCUUCUCCCAACCCCCCUCAACAGGGCCGGAAGGGCACGUUCACCGACGACCUGCACAAGCUGGUUGACAACUGGGCCCGCGACGCCAUCAGUCUGUCCCAGGGCAAGAGUCGCUCCAAACAGCAACCCUCACAGGGACACAGCUACCAGGCAACCCCGUCGACCAACAAGGGCCGUAAGUUCUCCGCCCCGAGUCAGCUGUGCCCCAGCAACGCCUCUUCCACCCCCGCUACCUCUCUGGGAGGCCGCAAGGGCUCCUUGUGUCCCCUUCCCCAGUACGGCGGGGGCGGGGCAUGCUACCCCUCCUCCACUGCACCUUACAGCAGCACCCAGUGGGUGGGAUCCACGGGGUCCACAGGGCCGGGACAGGGUCAGGCCGGUGUGUUAGCCUCCUCUCAGCCCCUGGUUGCCUCCUCCUCGCAGUACCCCUCCUCUGCCACGGGGGGGCAGGGCUCCCUGCAGGGCUUCCAACACAUCAGCACUUUGCAGAAAUCCGUCAGCAACCCUGGAGGCCCCAACCUGAGGACCACGUAGUGGCCAUGAGGGGAUGUUAGCCAUGCCGGGCUGAGAGACUGACAGACUGAGGGAGAGAGACAUGAGGAGAGAAUGGUGUCUGUGUUACAAGGGGGAGAGGGGCUUGUGUGUUACAAGCGCCAUCAUGGUUGGUGGGACUGUAUUGAAUGUGAAUGAGCUGGCUGUGAAGAGGAGGAGGAGAGAGAAGAGUCAGCUGCUGUGUGAAAUAGUGCACCACACUGCCCUCUUCUGUUUCCCUGAAGGAUGACAGGAGAGGGACACACUCCCCCGCUCUCCCCCCACCCCGAGGUCAACUGUGGGCCUUGGGGGUCGAAGAAAGACGCGACAAGGAAUACCAAUGGACACGAGUGCAAUGUUAAGUGGCCAAAGAGGGUUAAUGUGACAAUUACUAUUGUAAAAUGUGUGUGUGUGGUGAUGGGCUUUGUUCCUUCACUGACUGGCUUUUACAUGUACUCUAUAGUAGAGACCAGAGCCUUGUACUGAUCUCAGAGAGGAGGGAUGGAGGAUAGUAACAGACCAAGGGGGUGGUGGUGUACUUAUGGUUGGGGGGCUGCAGUACAUAGCUAACCCCCUUUCCCCUCUCACCUAUCUGAGCCCCCCUGCCUGUUCAGCUCCUCCUGCUGGUAACUGACCUCCAGAACAGAGCUUUAAGUGACCGUACAGUACUAUACAGCUCCUCCUGCUGGUAACUGACCUCCAGAACAGAGCUUUAAGUGACCGUACAGUACUAUACAGCUCCUCCUGCUGGUAACUGACCUCCAGAACAGAGCUUUAAGUGACCGUACAGUACUAUACAGCUCCAGUAGAAGUCCAUUAUGGUAGAGUUGUGUAGCAUGUUGAGGAGAUGUGAGGAAGGUUAUGGGGUGAAGGAAUGGGCUUGUGAGGCCGAGGUGUGGGACUGGUGCCAUGUAUGUAGCUGGUCAGGCAGUGUUGACAUCCGGAACCACAUGUACUGCUAUUCCUAUAUAUCAUUUAGGAUGUACAUUGGUGUGUGUAGGUGGAGAAUCAGUAGCCUGGGGGUUCAUACUCUACCCCUCCUGUUGCCAUGGGAUGCAGUCAUAGAAACCUCCUCCUAAAUAUAAUGAAAACACAUAGUGACCUUCAUGAGGAAAACAACACAGUCCAUGACCAGAUUCACAAUGUCUUUUUUUUUUUUAAGAGUUUGGGUUUAUGAGGAUUCCAUGUUUGAUUAGUGUUUCUAUGUUUUUCCUCUGUCCCCAUUGAACUGAGGAGACUCUUCUGUAGCAUGAUGAAAGGGUUUACGCUAGGGUUGACCCUCCUAUCCAGGAACUCUCUCUCAGUAUAGGGCCUUUUAAAGAAACUACAUCUCCCAGCAUAGGGCCUUUUAAAGAAACUACAUCUCCCAGCAUAGGGCCUUAAAAAAUAACUACAUCUCCCAGUAUAGGAUCUUUAAAGAAACUACAUCUCCCAGUAUAGGACCUUUAAAGAAACUACAUCUCCCAGUAUAGGGACUUUAAAGAAACUACAACUCCCAUCUCCAUACUAACCAUCUCUACCUGAUUGGAGGGGAGUACUGUGUGUGAGACCCAUCUAUCCCAGUCUUAACUUCAGGCUUAUAGUUACGCCAUUCUAAAAUGUGCUGUAUCUGGGAGGCCGAUGAGAUCCCCAUCCCAUCCAUGGCUGGUAGUUUCCAUGGUUCUCAUGUACAUAUCCCUAAUGAGAGAGCUCCCCUGAACUAACACAGACAGGACUGAAGUAGAUUCUCUCAGACUCAACUCAAUAGUCUUCUUUUUCACGGGUGGUUUAGCUCUGAGAGGGAGUGCAGGGCGAACGGAGGGAGGUAUGUCCUGUUGGCUCUCUGUGUCACACAUGAGAUUGUUUUCACGGUUGUGAGGUAGGUUGGUGUUGGUCCUGCGUGGACCCAGAGAAGGAGAGGUCUCAGUGGGGCAGGGAGAGGACUGGACGUGGGCUGGGCUGGAGGUAGGCUGCAUGGUGGAUGGUAUGACGGUUGAAAAGUAAAGCCUUGGAUCUCCAGCAACAAAACGCUGUCUGUCCUGAGGAGGGCUUGUGAAGCUUUCAAACCUAUGAUCUAUUAGUAACAUAACAGCUUUUAUAAUCAUGAUGUUGACAGCAUUAGGGGCCUCGAUCUCUCUACUUCUGAGUCUUUUCAAUAGUGUGAUUGAAAACAAAAAUGUACAUUAUUCUAUUUAAAAAAAGGAGAAAAAAAAGACAAGUGUUCUGUAUGGACCUGUAUUUACCCAUCAGUUUUUGAUGUUGAAACACUGUGAUUAUUAUAAAUGUUGUUGGACAACAUGAGUUUAAGAAGAAAAAAAAGAUAGAAAAUACAAACAAAAAGACAGUAGGAGGAAACGUUAUGGUGGAUUGGUAAUACUUAGGCUGAAAAAAAAUACAAGGUAAAAGGCUAGCUAUUUUCCUUAUCCAGUACUUAUCGAAGACACUUUAACCUUUCUCCUCUUUGUACUUUCUUUCUAUUAGAUAAAUGUGAAUGUUAAAUGGACUCCAUUAACGUACUUGAAUAGUAACUUGGGGUGGAGUCCCAAAUGACACCCUGUCCUCUACAUGGUGUACAACUUUUCACCAGGGGCCGAUAGACCUCGAUCAGGGCCCAUGGGGCUCUGGUCAAAAGUAGUGCACUAUAUAGGGAAUAAGGUGCAAUGUAGGACUCGCCCUUGGUAUUUUCCGUCUCCUUUCGCCCCCCAGUACUCCAGUGAGAGCUCUGCUGGAGUUUAUAGUGCCUUCCAUUAUUUAUUUUGCUUAUUUUUUUAACCGUUUUUUGACAUGAUGGAGUAACAGAAGUGCUGUUGAUUUGCGCUUCGUUGAAGUGCUUUACUGGCUCUGUGGGUACAAAGGUCAAAGGUACACUGGGAAGGGGAGACGGGGGAAGGUGGGCUAGGGUAACUCGUUUCUUUUUUCUUUGCCAUUUUUUUUUUUUUGUAUUCGGGUUAAAUCAAUUUGAUUUGGGGGGGCGGAAGACAAACUUAGUCCUAGACUGCAGAGAGUAGGAAUGGAUCUGAUGGUUAAAAAAAAAAAAGUUGUUGAAGCUUGGACAACUGUGUAUUUGAAACGAAUAAAUGAACGCAGACAACAGAACAGAGUGAGGCUGAACCAGGGAUACCUAACAUUUCAAAUAGAGGGUUUGUUAGGAACGGAAUGCUUGACUGUUCCGUUAGCUGUUCUAGUGUUCCGGGAACACGUUUCAGAUACUAGAACCAUUCAUUCAGUAUGCAAGAGCUCUCUAGCUAGCACUGAGCCUAUCAUUAGACCCACUACAACAAUCAGACUAUCUUUAUUGAUGGCCUGUCCACGAAGCCUUGUGUGUGUCCAACACCAAGCAGCACGGUACACGAGCCUCGUGUUGGUGGUGAAAGAGAGGGGAGAAAGAGGUAGAUGGAAUGGAGAAGAGAAGAGAAAGUCAGUCAGUGAGAAACGGUAUUUGUAUGAAUGUCUCAAAAGAGUUCAAAAUCAGAUUGUUUUGUUGUAUAGUUACUAACCAGGCAUAAUGUGUCUCUACUGUCAGUGGAGCAGUCUUAGGCUGUGUCCCCCAAAUGGUGCCUUAUUCCCUAUAUAGUGCACUACUUUUGACCAGAGCCCUAUGGACCCUGGUCAAAAGUAGUGCACUAAAUAGAGAAUAGGGUGCCGUUUGGGACAUGAUCCUUACAGUAGUAGGUGUGACUGGGCCCUAUGCCAUUUUAAGGUGUGUACAGUGAAAGUGGGGUUGAGGUAGAAGCCAGGGCUAGUGGAGGGAGGAGAGGAGAGGUCAGGGGACUCUAUCUCCAACACAUGGCGGUAGUACUGUACACUGUGCUGCUGGGUUUGACCAACAAGUGACUUCCUCAUCACCAAUGCAAUGCUGGUGGUUCAAGCCCAGGUAUUUCAUCAUCUGCUUAAAUGCUGCCCCAGUCUCUUUAAUGAAACCACCUGUGGCUUUUAGUGCAGGUUCGUAGCUGACUGUAAAGUAGCAGACAGUCUCACCACUCACAAUGCAAACAAAUAAAUGGUUGGUUCCAUCAUUAUUAGAUUUUGUUUACAUGGAUGUUUUAGUUUUUGGUUGAUGUCCUUCUGGUCUUUUUGGAAACCUUACAAAAUGUUGUAAUGAUAGAUGAACAGUGUCUGUUUCUUUCUCGUUACCUGACAGUGUUGUAGACAGUAAAACUGGUCCAAUCUGUGUACAACAGAAUAGUUCAUUAAGACCCGUAUCCUUCUCAAAGCGACUGUACAAAACCAUUACCUGGGGUCAAACAUGUUUAAAAGUGAAUACCUUAGAAAAGUUUUUUUUUAAUAAACACUUGUCACCUUAACUACUGAUUAGCUUACAAGGACUGCUAGAUCUAUUCUGCUUACCGCUUCAGUCGUCUCUACUCACUGUAAACAUGUCCGCUACGGGAAAUCACUUGAAAAGAUAUGGUAGAUUCUCAACCAUUUAAAACCGUUAAAAACAGUUGGGGGGGUUCUUUGUAAAACGUUGCAUUUGCCUGUUUUGUGGAUUGAACUUUUCGUACUUACCGGAGGCCCUCAGUACAGUACUUACCGGAGGCCCUCAGUACAGCAGUACAGUACUUACCGGAGGCCCUCAGUACAGCAGUACAGUACUUACCGGAGGCCCUCAGUACAGCAGUACAGUACUUACCGGAGGCCCUCAGUACAGCAGUACAGUACUUACCGGAGGCCCUCAGUACAGCAGUACAGUACUUACCGGAGGCCCUCAGUACAGCAGUACAGUACUUACCGGAGGCCCUCAGUACAGCAGUACAGUACUUACCGGAGGCCCUCAGUACAGCAGUACAGUACUUACCGGAGGCCCUCAGUACAGCAGUACAGUACUUACCGGAGGCCCUCAGUACAGCAGUACAGUACUUACCGGAGGCCCUCAGUACAGCAGUACAGUACUUACUGGAGGCCCUCAGUACAGCAGUACAGUACUUAGCAAGUUUGGUUGAAGCUGUGAAGGUGACAGAAAUAUACUUUGCUUAGUUAUUUUGUUGAUGAUCGAUACUUUUGAAAAACAAAUAAAACCUUUACAAUGCCACUGCCUCAGUGCCAUUACCAUGCAGUAAUGACUUUAGCUACAUGGACAUCUGCUCUCUCUAAAGAAUACUGAGCAAUAUUUACAAUGUUUACUUCCUCUUAACUAAGUGUCGUACUGUAUGAUACAGUGGCUGCAAUGCAUAACAUGCAAUGGUGAACAGGUUAUGGUGAGAUUACAAUGGUGAACAGGUUAUGGUGAGAUUACAGUGGUGAACAGGUUAUGGUGAGAUUACAGUGGUGAACAGGUUAUGGUGAGAUUACAAUGGUGAACACCUCUGAUGGACACAUUUACACUAGCUCUGGUCCAGCUCUGUGCUCCAACGAUCAUCGUCGUGAGAGAGUAGCCGAACCGCGCCCUGGACCAGAGCUACGUUUACAUAGUUACAGAGGAGGGAAGUUACUGAAUUUACAAAGUGUAAUAAUAUUAAUUUUUACCAUCAUUCAGAAUACCGAUUGAUUCUUCUCCUGUUCUUUUCCUUGUUACUGUUACAAUACAACUCCUCCUUUUGUCCUGCAAAGUGCACAUAACAUGUUGGAAUGUCAUUUAAUUCACCGUUCGUCUGACUGACACAGAAGGGGUUCCAUAAAGAGCAUUCUAGUUUCUCUAGAUAACAUCUGGUAUGUUACCUUUUCAUCACAGCUUGUUAUACUGUAAAGUUAUUACCACAAAACAACUCUUAACGUGUACACAGCCACCCUCACAAAAACAAAACAAUUCAAGUUGAUUUAAAGUAUUUUGUUUUGUACUACUUAUCAGAAUUUUUUUGUUUUUUUGCAAUUUUAUGUCUCAAGAAACAUCUAGUGACUUAAUUCAAUGGUUUUUCCUCAUGCUGUUUAACAUUGUACAAAAAUGUUUUCAAAUAAUUAAUUGGAAAACCAAACGGAACCUGUUAGGAAUCAUUGGCAGCGUUAAACUGCAUUAAGUAGAGGCUGGCCAAGCUUCAAAUAAAACUGCGCUUUGCGCUCCAAUAAAAUACAUUUGUUACUUUAUUUGUAAACUUAAUAAAUAAAAGUAAUUUAAAUUAA
Messenger RNA from Salvelinus fontinalis (brook trout), 7518 nucleotides. Its product is annotated as serine/threonine-protein kinase WNK1-like. The transcript is spliced from 3 exons. Lineage: Eukaryota; Metazoa; Chordata; Actinopteri; Salmoniformes; Salmonidae. Bases 826 to 1485 code for a protein of 219 amino acids. The record is from RefSeq and is a predicted model, not a curated record.